AUUCAAUAAUAAUACUCUCUGAUUCAAUACUCUCAUGACCCUGCUAAAUCUCAUCUCAGAACCUUUUGGCCCUUAUCCAGAUGCGUUUAUACUAUCCCAAGACCUUCCAAAACUGAUUCGUGCACCAAAGAAACUCGAAUUAAGAAAUGUUUACAUGAAAUCCAAGAAAAAAUCUACAGGCUUGGACGAAACAGAGUACGUCGCAACACCUCCCAAGAAUACCCUAUCUGUACAGUUCUUUGGCAUAUUGAAAAUUGAAGACCUACGAUGGCUUUCACCCCGAGGCCACGAAGCACUUCAGAACGCAUUGCGUGAACGCGACGAAGCACAAAAUAGUAAUAUCGAGGAGAGUAGACUGACCCUCAAGAGUCUAUAUGGAACAGCACCGGGUACAGGGUCCAAGAUUUCCGUCUGGAUUUAUUGUAAAAAGAAUCAUCAAGCUUCGUUUCUCAGUAAGGAAGGUCGAUACGAAGACGAGCUGGUAUUUCCGACCAGGUUUGGUACUCCGAGACCGAAACCUGUUUUUUGGAUCAUCCGCUCAUUGGAUAUCAAGACUGCUGCUCUAAGUCGUAACUAUUUAGAACACUGGAGAUUUUACGACUUCGUGAAGCAACUCCAUGUACAAGACCCUUCUUAUCCAUUGAAGAAACGUACUUCCAAACGCAUCAUGCUCGCUCUAAAACGUCGGUACCAACUAGGAGCAAAGCAUCACCGCCAUGACUUUGACCAGGACCUCGAUUCGGAUGUCGACGAAGAAGGCAAUACUACACUUCCUCGUCGUCCUCGACACCUCUCCAGUGCUGAAGUUUACGGAGUCAUGGCUUCUCAUGCAGAAUGGUUUCUGGCCCAACAGCUUGCAACUUCGCACACCAGCCAUACUUACGUCAAUCUGAAGUCGUGGUACAACUUUUGUCUAAAGCUAGAACAAGCGAAACCUGAGAAGCGGAGGUUACAACGCGAGACACAAUCAUGGAGAAAAUGGGGAUGGGGUGACCCGUAUAUACCUUAUUCGAAGAAGAAAUCUUUUCAGCAAAAGCAGCGACCUUCAAAAUCCGGCUCUAUUGAUCUGUCACGAUUUGGAACAGUUCCAGGUGGAUGGGAAACACGAAUCGAGAGGCGAUGCAUUAACUAUGAAUUUCCCGAUGUAUUUGACGAUGAAGGUUACCCGGGUGUAGAACAAGUCUCCGAAUAUGACGACGCCCAUGGUCGACCGAUCUAUGAUAGUGACAUGUCGCUCGAAGACGCACCGGCGCCUCCCGACUCUGAUUCCGAUUCCGACUCUGAUAUCGACGUUCAGUGGGUAAAAACAAUUCCACGGUGGUUGAUGGAUGCUCCUGUCAUACAUCCUGGCCAAGUCAAAUGGUGUUGCCCCGACCGAGACUGCGAGUAUUCUCUGGACCUCCUGGAAUUGCCCAAGUCAACUAGAUUUAGUGGUCCCGAGCAUGACUUUCUACGGGAUGAAUCGCUAAUAAUUAGUGGAAUGCAAGUGCAGGAACUCCUGUCGUCGGUCAUAGAAGAACAUUAUAAUGAACACAUAAUGCGCCUUGGAUAUGUUGUUCUCCGAAAAACUAGAAAGAAUGGAUCACUGAAGGUCAGCAUAGACCGUUGGCAACCUGAUGAAAAAUCGGAAGACGAUGGCGAUGCCAAUCAAGUGGAGUUGGACAUCAAGGAGGAGGAUAUGGACCUCAAUUAGGCCAUAAGUUAACCUACAACGCCUUGACUAUUCUCGUGUUCCUUUCUCAUGACAAAGACCCUCGACAACAGUCUUCAUUACUCUCAAAACAUUACAACAAGUAUAUGACUAUCUUAUCUCUAACGUCCAGCUGGAUCGUGAAUAUUGCCAUCGAAAGUUACUCCCGAUGUUCCCGUGGACGCAUUUGCACUUGCGGUGGAGGUAAUGCUCGCGUCAGUGCUGUCAGUGCUAGUAAUCAACGUCGCAGUAGCACUAGCUGUGGCGGUAUCUAUGCUAACAGUGGCACUGAUCCCUGUGCUAGUAGCUCCUGAACUACUGAAGGUAAGUGUCGAACUGUCGGCACUAUCUGUGCUAUUUGUCGAAUCGCUGCCGGUCAAAGUAGAGUUGGUGGUAUCCGUGCCA
Molecule: messenger RNA, 2095 nt
Organism: Lentinula edodes (shiitake mushroom)
Lineage: Eukaryota; Fungi; Basidiomycota; Agaricomycetes; Agaricales; Omphalotaceae
Exons: 7
Coding region: 35-1693 (552 amino acids)
Source: RefSeq, a predicted model, not a curated record